AUAUAUAUAUAUAUAUAUAUAUAAAGAGGACAAAGUAAUACAAAAAGAACUCUGUUCGAUUUUUUAGUCUAUCUAUAUGAGGAGAUCAUAUGAAAAAUGUAACCGAUUCUUUCGUUUCUUUGGGCCACUGGCCAUCCGCCGGGAGUUUCGGGUUUAAUACCGAUAUUUUAGCAACAAAUCUAAUAAAUCUAAGUGUAGUACUUGGGGUCUUGAUCUUUUUUGGAAAGGGAGUGUUAAGUGAUUUAUUAGAUAAUCGAAAACAGAGAAUCUUGAAUACUAUUAGAAAUUCAGAAGAAUUGCGCGAAGGGGCCAUCGAACAGCUGGAAAAAGCCCGGGCUCGAUUACGGAAAAUAGAAAUAGAAGCAGAUGAGUUUCGCGUGAAUGGAUACUCUGAGAUAGAGCGAGAAAAAUUGAAUUUGAUUGAUUCAACUUAUAAGACUUUGGAACAACUAGAAAAUUACAAAAAUGAAACUAUAAAUUUUGAACAACAAAAGGCCAGUAAUCAAGUCCGACAACGGGUUUUCCAACAAGCUUUACAAGGAGCUCUAGGAACUCUGAAUAGUUGUUUAAACAACGAAUUACAUUUACGUACUAUCAGUGCCAAUAUUGGCAUAUUGGCGGCGAUGAAACAAAUAACGGACUAGCCCCUCUACUUUAGUUUAGAGUUUAGGCAUUAUUUUUGAUUUAUUAUUAUUUUUUUUUUCAAAAAAGAAUUAAGAAAUACUCAUGGUAACCAUUCAAGCCGACGAAAUUAGUAAUAUUAUCCGUGAACGUAUUGAGCAAUAUAAUAGAGAAGUAAAGAUUGUAAAUACCGGUACCGUACUUCAAGUAGGUGAUGGCAUUGCUCGUAUUCAUGGUCUUGAUGAAGUAAUGGCGGGUGAAUUAGUAGAAUUUCAAGAGGGUACAAUAGGCAUUGCUCUUAAUUUGGAAUCAACUAAUGUUGGUGUUGUAUUAAUGGGUGAUGGUUUGCUGAUAAAAGAAGGGAGUUCUGUAAAAGCAACAGGAAAAAUUGCUCAGAUACCAGUGAGUGAGGCCUAUUUGGGUCGUGUUAUAAACGCCCUGGCUAAACCUAUUGAUGGUAGAGGUGAAAUUUCAUCUUCUGAAUAUAGAUUAAUUGAAUCGCCCGCUCCGGGGAUUAUUUCUCGACGUUCUGUAUAUGAGCCUCUUCAAACAGGGCUUAUUGCUAUUGAUUCAAUGAUUCCCAUAGGACGUGGUCAGCGAGAAUUAAUUAUUGGGGACAGACAGACCGGUAAAACAGCAGUAGCAACAGAUACAAUUCUAAAUCAACAAGGCCAAAAUGUAAUAUGCGUUUAUGUAGCUAUUGGUCAAAAAGCAUCUUCUGUGGCUCAGGUAGUGACUACUUUCCAGGAAAAGGGCGUGAUGGAAUAUACUAUUGUGGUAGCCGAAACGGCGGAUUCCCCUGCUACAUUACAAUACCUCGCUCCUUAUACAGGAGCAGCUCUGGCUGAAUAUUUUAUGUACCGUGAACGACACACUUUAAUCAUUUAUGAUGAUCUCUCUAAACAAGCGCAAGCUUAUCGCCAAAUGUCUCUUCUAUUACGAAGACCACCUGGGCGCGAGGCUUAUCCAGGGGAUGUUUUUUAUUUACAUUCACGCCUUUUGGAAAGAGCUGCUAAAUUAAGUUCUCUUUUAGGUGAAGGAAGUAUGACCGCUUUACCAAUAGUUGAAACCCAAUCGGGAGACGUUUCGGCUUAUAUUCCUACGAAUGUAAUUUCAAUUACUGAUGGACAAAUAUUCUUAUCUGCCGAUCUCUUCAAUGCUGGAAUCCGACCCGCUAUUAAUGUGGGUAUCUCUGUUUCUAGAGUGGGGUCUGCAGCUCAAAUUAAAGCUAUGAAACAAGUAGCCGGUAAAUUAAAACUGGAGCUGGCACAAUUCGCAGAAUUAGAAGCUUUUGCACAAUUUGCUUCUGAUCUCGAUAAAGCUACUCAGAAUCAAUUAGCAAGAGGUCAACGAUUACGUGAAUUGCUUAAACAAUCCCAAUCCGCCCCUCUCGCGGUAGAAGAACAGAUACUUACUAUUUAUACCGGAACAAACGGUUAUCUCGAUUCAUUAGAAGUUGGACAGGUAAGGAAAUUUCUGGUUGAGUUACGUACUUACUUAAAAACCAAUAAACCACAGUUUCAAGAAAUAAUAUCUUCUACCAAGAUAUUCACCGAGGAAGCGGAAGCCAUUUUGAAAGAAGCUAUUCAGGAACAGAGGGAACGUUUUAUACUUCAGGAACAAGCAGCCUAAACAAAUUGAUCAACCUUUUCAAAAAAAGGGGGUACUCAAGCGUUUCGGAUUCAAAUCAUUCAAAAUUGAUUUUUGGAUCUCGAAAUCUAAAAAAUAUCUGGAAAAAAAUUGCGUCCAAUAGGAUUUGAACCUAUACUAAAGGUUUAGAAGACCUCUGUCCUAUCCAUUAGACAAUGGACGCUUUCAUUGU
Molecule: messenger RNA, 2443 nt
Organism: Helianthus annuus (common sunflower)
Lineage: Eukaryota; Viridiplantae; Streptophyta; Magnoliopsida; Asterales; Asteraceae
Product: ATP synthase subunit alpha, chloroplastic
Exons: 2
Coding region: 727-2253 (508 amino acids)
Biological process (GO): proton motive force-driven ATP synthesis; proton transmembrane transport
Molecular function (GO): ADP binding; proton-transporting ATP synthase activity, rotational mechanism; ATP binding
Source: RefSeq, a predicted model, not a curated record